AUUCUUACUAUCACUACUCCAAUAACAUCUAACAACCAACUUGACUAAAAAAUGAGUUUAGGCUUAGCCAAAAUAAAGAAGGGUAAUUAUUUAGUGGCAUUUUAAAAUCUAGUUAUUUAAUGGUUGCAGAAUGUAUGUCUUUAGUUUAGGAAAUAUUAAUUAAUUAAAGGGAUACCAAAAGGAACGUUUGACUUGUCACUGUGUAGACGGGCCACUAAGACUAAGACAUGAUGAUCCGAGUCACCCGACUAACCCGUAGCCGUAGCCUUAGUCCGUGUAGUGUAGUAGUAUUAAAGUAAAAUAAUGAAAGGCCAAUAUUAAUUUACUAAUAGUAUUAGUAAUACUUAUUAAAUUAAAUACAAAUAGUUAUUCUUAGUAUCAUCUGAAAUGGCCCCUAUACUGUACUAAUUUAAAUAAAUUUAAUAGCCUAACUUAUUUUUAAAAAUUUAUUUUUUUACUGGCAUCCGUCUGUCACAACAAUGACAAUGUGAUCAAUGUGACGAUGGUGUGACUGUGACUUUGCAGGACGAAAUCACAAGGCCUGGGCCUGGAAUUUUACUUUAGGCCUUAUAAAUUAUAAUCGGGUUCCCAAGACAGCAAAUCGCCUCUAUCAAUGCACGUGGAUAACACCAUAUAUGGAUUGGAUGAUACACUACAGCUUGACUGAGUUGCAUCCCAGGAUUUGUCAGAAUUUUCAUUGUAUUUUUAUAUCUGACUGAGAGUAGAGCAGCAUGCAGUUAAUUAUCUCUUUAUUAUAUUUACUUCUGGUGCGUCCUGCUUCCUAUUCAAACCUUCCCUCUGCCCAAACUUCAAAUAUUUUAUAAUAGUAAUAAGUGUAAAAAAAAGGUUGUCAUGCAGCGAGCUGCCUGCGUAACAUCUGUUUUAUUAUUGUUCCUGUUCCUCUGUCACACAGUGAGCUUCAUGCAUAACAUCUGAACUCCAGAAAAUAGGCUGAUUCUUUUCUUUAGAAAGGAAUUUUUAUUAAAAAAAUUUCACUGUUUUUAGAAGGUAUUGCUAUUUUUGUUAUACUGGGACUGUCAUUUCCUUAGUGUUCUUUGUUGUAAAAUGAAUGAUGUUAUCUUCUCUUUCGAUGGGUUUUUGUACACCAUCAUUUCUAUUCAGGGAUCUGGCAACUGCCUGUUCCUAUGAGUACCAGUGGGCUAUUUUACUGACGAAAACAUUUGACGAAGGUAAUGCACUCUCACUACGACAUAGGACAGUAGAUUUUGUUGCACUGUGCACAAUAUAGAAAAUGAAAAAUUAAUUUUUUGUAUGGAAACAUUUGGACCCACCGGGUAUUUUCUAAACAAUCUGCACCCGUUAAGCCCUAGUUAAUGUUAAUAUAAAUAUGGCGUUGCAUUGUAGCAUUACAAACAGGGCAAGGUUUACAAAUUUGUGGGCCCUGUUUUAAAGCCCAUAAUAUUGAGCCCUUCCCCCUCAAAAAGUUCAUUUGUAAUUUCCAAUAAUUUAAUAUGACAGUAAAAUAAUUUACUUUUGAAAAAAAACAUUUAAUACAAUCUUUGUAAGCUUUGAACCACAUUUUUUUAAUUCAAAUCUACAAUACUACUGCAUUUUUUAUGACCAUUUUAAUAAUACUGAAAAAUAUGUAGGUAUUUAAUUGUUUAUUUCUUCAAUAUGAACGACCCCAACUGCUGUGAUCUAAGCCAUGGCCUAGGUUGGCCUUAUGGGAAAUCUGGCUGUGAUUGCACACCAUCGUCAUAGUUAACAUUCAUAAUGAUUAAGAAUGUUAAAUAUAUUAUGUCUUUGGUAUAAAAGUAUUUGGGUUAUGAGGAGUAAGAGUAAAGUUUUAAAGAGUGAAUAAACAGAAGUUAGAGUUUGGAUCCCUCUGAUUUCAAAAUAUUUGAAACUUGCACUUAGACCAAAGAAAUUAGCCUGCAUGAAAAGUGAAUUCUAAUCAGAAAAUUUCUGUUGAAAUGAACUGUGAUGUGUCUGCUAGCAGUAACGCUUACAUCAUCAAGUGUUAACAUAAUGGUUGUCAGGACAAGGCAGCACCUUGCUGAUAUAUGGAUAUAUGGAUAUAAAUGACUAAUAUUGUUUGAUAUUACUGAGCUUAUUUAAUUUUAUACCAAUUAUCAAACAUAUUCUCGUAGGCCAAUUAAUGGGUUAAAAAGGCUUAUACUGAUUGAGCUUCAAAAUGGUUGAUUAAGCUUCAAAAUGGUUGUUUGGGCAGAAAACUGUUGUUUUUUUUUUUGCAGAUUAAUCGGUGCAACCCUAAUCGAGAUUAUAUUGAUUUGAGCUGCAAUUCGCUAACUGAAAGUUAAAAUUUGAAUUUGUAACUUGUUCAAAUCACUAAUGUAUGCUAAAGACCAUAAAAUUCAUAUAUUUACAUGUACAUAAAAUUUAAUUUUAAUGUGAAAAUUUGUUCAUUGUGUACUCCAUGGUCUUACAACUGUUACUGUUGUCUACUCAUGACAUGUAAAAAUAAUUUACAGCUGAGGCUUACAACGAGUUGAGCUCUGGAGAGCUUGGUUCUGGAUUGCAUAAAAAAGUAAGUUGAAAUAAAAUACCAGUAUUCAUUAUGUUUAAACAAAAAGAUGUACAUCAUUGUUAAGACACAAACUAGGUUUUAAUUUUAAGGUUUACUUAUAUUACUGAAAAGAAGAAAAAAAAAUGCUAUCCAUGCUACAUUUUUUUUUCUUCUUUGCAUAAAUUUGAAAACAGUUUCUUUUAACAUCAUGAUUACCAUCUUUGAUAAAAAUUUCUAGUCAAAGUAAAUACAUUUCAUACUGUUACUAUUCUGGUUCUGGGGUAGGGUACAGUGAUUAUUUCAGAAAUUUUCCCCCAGGAGGGCACUUCAGAGUUUUCGAAAGGAGGGGGGGGAGAGAGGGGGGGGCAGUGCCAGUUUUCGAAAAGGGGGGAGGGAGAGAGGGGGGCAGUGCCAGUUGACAUGUUCUGGCAUAUAUGCAAUGGUUGGGGAUGCGAUGCUGGUAUUUUAACGGAUGCUAGGGCAGUUUUGAAGCUCUCGAUUGAUGUCUAGUCCAUGGCGGCAUUGUCCAGGUGGUUCCAAGUUAAUUAUUCUUCGUGGGAAGAAUGAUUGUUUAUAUUGGACUGUGUUACACCAAGGCACAGUGAAGCAUUUACUAUUGUUCCAGAUGUAAUUGCACAUGCUUAUGGGGUUGGUAAAGGUGAAGUCAGUGUUUAUUGAGCGUUUGGCUCUGAUUAAGCGACCUGGCUUCUGCGGGAUGAGAUACGUGUUAGCUGGAGUGGCCGGUACUAGCUCCGUGACCAUUUUAUAGAGAAUUUGUUAGACGUAGCUUUUCUCGUCUGUCUUUGAGAGAGGGGAUGUCAAAUCUUUUAAAAAGCCAGUGACGAAGCCAUGAGUGGUGGAUUUGUGGUCAUGUGCGAUGAAGCGCACUGCAUUACGUUGUAUUAGCUCCAUCUUGUCCACGUCUUGUUUUAGGUAUGGGUCCCAGAUGAUUACACAAUAUUCUAGUAGUGGAUGGGCGAGUGCAAGAUAGGCAUUUCGUUUGCAGGAGGUUGGGGAGUGGCGCAGAUUUCUCCGGAUGAAACCAAGUGUGGAGUUGGCUUUUUUUAAAAAUUUUGUUUAUAUGUGGUGACCAUUUUAGGUUAUUCGAGAAGAGAAUUCCAAGGUAUUGAUUAUUUGAUACUUGUUGGAGAAUUUUGUUGUUUAGAGAGUAUGUUUAAAGUGGUUGCACUGUAAUCAGUUUUUAAAAUUUUAGAAUUGUGUUGUUUAAAGUGGUUGCAAUAUAAACAGUUUUUAAUUUUUUUUCAUCUUACAGGAUGUUGAAACUCAAAAAAGGUGGUGGGAUUCAUUUUCUAAGGAACAACUUUCUUCCUGUCGCAUACAAUCCAAUGAGUGUGAUUUAAGCUCUAAGUAUGAAAAUGUAACAAUUAAAGGUAAAAAAAGAAAGCAAUCCAAGUCUACGGCUGGUGUACCAGGCAAAUUCAUCAAGCUGACUAAAGUGCAGAAGCGAAGAAUUAGGCAAACUUUCACAGCCAAUUCAAAUAUAAGGUUAGUAAGGCUAACAAUAACUGAUGUCAUGUUAAAUUAUAAUUGACAAGGGUCAGAUUAAUUUAAAACCCCUUUUAAAUGUUUUCUUACUCUUACCACACUAUAAUUAGUACCACACCAUAAUUAGUUACCACACCAUAAUUAGUUACCACACAAUAACUAGUUUUAUUUAAUUAUAAGUCACAAAGAUUUUCCAAAAUAUUCCUUAAAUUGUCAUCACUCAUGCUUGUUUGUGUAGGAGUGAAAAAUUUAUAUUGCAUAUUCUUUUAUAUUAUUGGUUAUCACUUAUUUUACAAAAUAAUUUCUGAUAUCAAAUUAUUUAAAUGGAUACCAGUAUGAGUCAAUUGUGAAAGAAUAGAAACAGUUGAAGAACUUUUUGAAUAGCAAGAACACCCAUUUCUACAAAAAACAACAACUUUAAAUUAGUUUGAAAAUUUAAAAACAAUAUUUCAAAACCAAUACAACCAAUUGUCCUAUUGUUGAAGUGUAGUCCAUAUAUUUUGGUACUAUGGUGUAUUUUUUUCCUACACUUUUUUAAAAGAUAGGAAUAUUAUUUUGAGCCUUAAUGACAUUGAUUUUUAUUUUGUUUACGGCUUUCACCACUUUCAAGGAGUUUUAUGUUCUUAAACAGGAAUUUGAACUCAUGAUAGCUUAUUUUUAUGAUUGAACUAUUGGUCUUAGUUAUUAUUUAAUAUAUUACUUCCUACUCCUUCAACAGAUACAGGACAUUCUUGCCCUUAAAAGAGAUGUGGACGAUGUACAUAGAAGAUCUGAUUAAAUUUAAAAGGUAGUUGCAUUUUGAAAUGUAUUGAACAGCUAUCAACAGAUGAUUGCUUACCUUUAACUUUAAUAAACUAAUUUCAAAACUAAUUUUUAUGUCAGAGAAAUGGUUUUAACUUUUAAGAUUUAAAUUUAAAGGAAUUCAAAAUGUUUUAAAACCUUAAACUUAAUAUAAUAAUUGUGCCAUCUUAUUUUAUUAUGCAUGUAUACAAUUUCUUUUGAAAACUUAACAUCAUCACAGUUUGACCAAGGAGAGUCUUCCAGUUGCUGCUCAGAAGUUGAUGAAAGCUGAUUUUCAUGGUUGUCCCAUAACAGUUAUGCAAUCAAAAUGUCCCAGCUACAUUGGAGCUUAUGGCAUUGUUAUUAAAGAGACAAAAAAUACCUUUGUGCUUGCCACUCCAGAAGACACUGUCAAAUGUAAGUGAAUGGAAUAAAUAACAUCUCUAUCUCAUGUCUUUUUAAAAAUAUAGCGAUCUGUAUUGCUGGUACCACUUGUCUUGGCAGUGUCCUCUAGGGAGAAAUAAUUCUGAAUUUAGUAGCGUUUUAAAAAAAAAAUCAUUCACAGUUUUCUAAUUAAAUCCUACCGUACCACACAAUCGAGGCUGGGUUUAAUUUAAUUUAUAUAUCCUUCUAGUAUUUUCAAUUUACUAUUUUACUUCUCUAGGAUGUUGUAUAAAAUUAUGUCCCACCUUCAAUUAAACUGUAACUACUGUGACAAAAGUUAUACCAUUAUCAUGCAGUUGUCUAUUGCCUCAAGCUUUCAAACCCCUAGUGCAUGAUUCCCUCACAAAGUGGCACUAGAAAUCAGUGAAAUUUCCUCAUCAACACCAGGAACAGACACAUUGCAAAUCCCAUCUACAUGCAUAGGAGCCAAAAUGAUAAUUAAAUUGAUCGUGGGCCCUUAAGAUUUAGAAGAAGAAGAAAAAAUAUUCUGUUUCCAAAAUUUUGAAUGGUCAUUUCUAGUGUUUAAAUAUUAACCAAGGAUCUAGAUAUCAUUUCAACAAUCACUCAUUCAUUAAUAUGCAGUAGUUUAAAAUGAAUGAAUUAUGAUUAGAUAAUUAAUAAUGAUUAGAAAAUCAUAAAUUUCUUUUUUAAUAUAUUUGAACCUUUAUAACUCAUCUUAGUCUUAGUGAGUCCUUUGCAAACCAGAUACCGGGUAAUGUAUAGUACACUUGUGUUUUCAAAAAUAAGUCAUUAAAAAAUGUCUACAAAUCCUUGCUUGAUAAAUCUUCUUUUUGAAUAUAUUGUUUAUUUCUGCAGGUAUUCCAAAAACAAACAGCAUUUUUAGUGUGAUAUUACAUGAUUAUGUAUUCACAAUCCAUGGCAACCAAUUUGCAAUUAGACCAGGAGAGAGAGCUGCUAGAAAGUUUAAGUCCAAAGCUACUAUAGAUUUGUAGCAUUACUUGAUUUGUAAUAAAGUAAUAGAAUCACUCCUGCCAUAUUUGUCCCAUCAUUUCAAUUCCCAACUCCAACCCCAAUCUUUGAAUGUUUUAAUUGCAUUUUAAAUGAUCUCAUUAUCACAACAUUAACGAGAAACGAUUUUUUAAAAGUCUGCAACAUUUACUUUGAAUUAAUGCAUACGGGUAUGUAAUUUUCUAACACAUAGCUUGUUUCUUGUUCAUUGGU
Messenger RNA from Lymnaea stagnalis (great pond snail), 6400 nucleotides. The record is from the annotation of a GenBank genome assembly. NCBI's taxonomy places the organism in Eukaryota, Metazoa, Mollusca, Gastropoda, Lymnaeidae.